Molecule: messenger RNA, 5323 nt
Organism: Hippocampus zosterae (dwarf seahorse)
Lineage: Eukaryota; Metazoa; Chordata; Actinopteri; Syngnathiformes; Syngnathidae
Gene: raph1a
Product: Ras association (RalGDS/AF-6) and pleckstrin homology domains 1a
Exons: 20
Coding region: 277-4587 (1436 amino acids)
Biological process (GO): signal transduction
Cellular component (GO): plasma membrane; cytosol
Source: RefSeq, a predicted model, not a curated record
CCCGCAGCAUCAGCGGCGUUCGAGACUACGGUCUACUCGUCAGUGUGGCAAGCGGCUAAGAGGGGAAAACGGGUCCGUCUCGGGGAAGAGGUGUCCGCGAAAACCGGGAACUAAACCGGUUGAAGCCUCGGCCCUUGUCCUGCGGGAGUUUCCCACCGCUCGUCUCCCGUCCUGGCUGCAGAUUUUGUCUCCCUAAAUCUGAGCUUAAAUCUUCGCGGCUGACUGGAUUGGUUCAAGUUGUGCUGCUGCAGAAGCUGGACUUGCAAGAGGCAAAAGAUGGACCAGCUGUCCGACGAUGAGGUGGAGGUCAGAGAAGGGGAGGAAGAGGAGGACAGUGAUAAAGAAGAUCAGGAUCUGGAUAAGAUGUUUGGAGCUUGGCUGGGAGAACUGGACAAACUCACGCAGAGCUUGGAUGAUGGCCGCCCGGGGCGCCCCCCUCAGCGUAAGGCACCUCUUAGACAGGAGACCAACAUGGCCAACUUCUCCUACAGAUUCUCCAUCUACAACAUCAAUGAGGCAUUGAAUCAGGGGGAAAAUGUCGAUCUGGAUGCUCUCAUGGCGGACCUCAGCUCUAUUGAACAGGAGCUCAGUACCGUCAACCCCAAACAAAACAGCAGCAUGACACGUUUAGGACUCACCGAUACCAAGGUUCGUCAGAAGCCCCCAGCAGGGCGCAGUAACAGGCAGCAAUCAGCGGGCGGGAGCGGCGACAGUGGUGGAGGCAACAGUGUCGGUGGUGGCGGCAGCAGCGGGGCGAGCAGUAGCAGCAGCAGCACCAGGGCCUCACCUGCCGGUACCAUCAGGAUUUGUCCUGGGCAACAAGGGAGGCAGGCGCUGGCGUCAAACUUUAGCCUGGAUGAUAUCACUGCCCAGCUCGAGAAGGCAUCAAUGAGCAUGGACGAAGCUGCUCGUCAAAGCUCCUCCCACUCACUCGGCUCAACCUCCACCUCUGCCUCAGUACGGCGUCCAGCAUCCAGUCAGCGGCAGCAUCGGCGCACGGGAUCGGUUGGCACCGUCAGUGAGCAUGAGGUGCGAUCUGUCAUCCACUCUUCACGCUCGUCCGUCACGUCAGCCUCAGGAACGUCUGUCAACUCUGCCUCCUCGAUGGAUUCCCUAGACAACGUUCUUCAUGCCAGCAACUGUGACGGCCAUCCUGCUUCAGUCCCACACCCAGCCAAUGACACCGGCCAGAGUCAGCACAGCACGGAGCACUCCUAUCUGGACAGGGAAACCUCUCUGAUUCUGAGAAACAUAGCAGGGAAACCUUCACACCUGCUGACCAAGGAGGAGCAGGCUGCAAAGCUGAAGGCGGACAACAUCCGAGUCGCCCUGGAGAAGAUAAAGGAGGCCCAGGUGAAAAAGUUGGUGAUUCGUGUUCAUUUGUCGGAUGAGAGCUCGAAAACCAUGAUGGUGGAUGAGAGGCAAACCGUCAGACAGGUUUUGGACAGUUUACUGGAGAAGUCCCAUUGUGGCUACAGUCCAGACUGGUCGCUGGUGGAAACCAUUAAUGACCUGCAAAUGGAACGCAUCUUUGAGGAUCAUGAGAACCUGGUGGAGAACCUGCUAAACUGGACCAGAGACAGCCAGAACCGUCUCAUGUUCACUGAACGCAUUGAGAAGUAUGUGCUGUUUAAGAACCCGCAGAAUUAUUUGUUGGGGCGGAAGGAGACGUGCGAGAUGGCUGAGCGGAACAAAGAGGCCCUGUUAGAGGAGUGUUUUGGUGGCAGCUCAGUGUCAGUCCCGGAGAUGGAGGGCGUGCUGUGGCUGAAAGAAGAUGGAAAAAAGUCCUGGAAGAAACGCUACUUCCUACUGAGAGCGUCUGGGAUCUACUACGUCCCCAAAGGCAAAGCCAAGGCAUCCAGAGACCUGGUGUGUUUUCUCCAGUUGGACCAUGUGAACGUCUACCACGGCCAAGAUUACAAGAGCAAGUACAAGGCUCCGACCGACUUCUGCAUGGUUCUCAAGCACCCUCAAAUCCAGAAGAAGUCUCAGUACAUUAAGUAUCUCUGCUGCGAUGACGUCAGGACACUCCAGCAAUGGGUCAACAGUAUUCGCAUCGCCAAGUAUGGCAAGCAGCUGUACAUCAAUUUUCAGGAGGCCAUGAGGAGGACAGAGGCCGCCUACGACUGGUCGUCGCUGUCCUCCUCCUCAAUCAAGUCGGGGUCUUCCUCCUCCAGUCUUCCAGAGUCUCAGUCAAACAACUCCAGCCACUCAGACAGCGGAGUGUCAGAGACAACAUCAUCAGGCCACGCCCGCUCCCAGAGCGUUGUCAGCUCCAUCUUCUCGGAUGCGUGGAGGAGGGGAACACAGGGAGAGAUGAUGAAGAUGGAUGCCAUCAGUAAGCCCAUCCCUUUGCAAAUCCCUACCGUCUCCUCCCAGCACCUCCCGCUUUCGCAGGCUCAAACGCUGCCCUCUCGAAGCAGCUACACCGACGGGAUGGUUCAGCCCGACGAUUCUUCAUCUCUGUCCGUGGCCGAAGGUGAGGCCUGCCAGACGGCUUCGGUGGCCGCCUAUGUCAAGUACAGCACGUUGGCUCGCCUGCAGAACCAGAACCAGUCUCGAACGCAGCCGGCCGCAAACGCCCCGCUGCCCAACUACAACACUCUCCCGGCCGCUUACGGUGCCACCUCUCCGUCGCCUCCGUCCCCACCGCCGCCUCUUCCACCUGCAGCUCCUGUUCCUGGCUCCGCGGUGAAAUUCAGCCUACCCGGUCCCUCGGCUCUGACUCAUUCCCCAUCAGAGGAUGACUUGCACGAACCCUCGUACCUACCACCUCCGCCACCGGAGAUUCUGGAAAGCAAUGAGUUGCCUCCGCCCCUCGACCCCACACUAGAUCACCAUGCUCAACUGUCCAACGCUGGCCUCCAGCAGUUCCUGGCGCAAAAGUUCCCCAACAUGGUGUAUGACUUCACCCCAGCUAGUGCUGAAGAAUCCUCUCCCCCUCCGCCUCCACCUGCGGCGGAGCUCUCGACCCCUGCGGCCCUGCGGCCUUUGUCCCCCAACGCCCCGCCUCCGGCACCACCCAAAACCUUCACGGUUGGAUUUCCUCCCCAAACUGCACGAAGACCCGCAGGGCCCUCCUCCCUCCCGCUUGCGCUAUCCCCAGUGUCACCCACAGCGCCUGCCAGCAGCCACGGGCCUGUAAAGAAGCAGCAGAGUUUCUCGACAGGCCACUCCCCUAAUCAGCCACCCCCCACGCUCCCCAAGCAGCACAGCCUCUCCUCCAAAAACCUCGUCCUCUCCCCGUCCUCCUCCUCCUCUUCUGUCUCCAUGGCUACCUCGUCGUUGGUCAAGCAGAUUGUCAAUCAAUUCCCGGGAAACGCUGUCUCCUCCCCUCCUCCCUCCUCCAACUCCCUGGAAGGAUCAAAGUUAGGUGCUCCUCACUCUCCUCCAGCAGUCAAGGCAAAACCAAAAUGGCAGCCGGGCGGCGCUGUCGCUCCCCAGUCGCCCGAGUUCCCCCCGCCUCCUCCUGACGGAUCCCUCAACGACUUCCCCCCUCCGCCUUCCUCAAAGACGGGUUCCCCCAUAAAAAAGUCACCUUCCACUUCAUCCGCUGGCUCCAUCAAGCGGGGGCCUCCACCGACCCCACAGAGGGCCUCCUCCGUGCGCUCCAACUCGGGCGAGGGGCCCGACGACAGGCCCAAGAAAGUCGAGAGCCUGCUCAGCAAAUUCGGACAAGCCGGUACGUCUUCUAGUUCUUCGUCGGCGACCGGCUCGCCCGCCAAGGAGUCCUCUGCACUCCCGACGCCACUUCCCAAGCCAGGUAAACUGAAUUUGGCCAACCUCCCGCUGGCCCUCCAGGGGCUCCAAUCAAGCCAGCACCACCAGUCUUCAGAUUUCCCUUCGCCGCCACCCCCGCCCCCAGUUUCCCAACCGCAACACCUGGAGUCAUACCCAGACUACUUCCCGCCCCCGCCAAGUGACUCUGAGCUCUUUCCUCCUCCACCCCACCCGUCAGAGUUCCAUAACCCGCUGAAGGUGGCAGUGGUCAACCCCCAGCCUCAGAAGCAGCAGCAGCCGCCGGCGCCGCUCACGUCUUCGUGGAAGCAAGGCUCCCUGAAAAAGGCAGCGGUGGCACCACCGACGCUAAACCGGCGGUCCAGCAACACGAGCCCGUACGACACGACGACCUCACUGCCGCUCUCGUCGCCGCCCCUUUCUCAGACCCCACCCCCCACCCUCACCUCCUACUCCUCCUCUUCUCCCGUGCCCCCCACCUCACCCAAAUCCGCAGCACCGAGCUCCCUGACGCUUAAGACUCACUUCCUGGAGGACCUUAACCGCACUCUGAAGAGGAAGUCCGUUUCCCGCCACGGGUCGCUCAGCUCCUCCCAUCUCAUCCCCUCCUCCAAGAUGGAGCCAGUGGCCACCAUGGACGACAUGGCCCUCCUCCCGCCCCCGCCGCCCGAGCUCCUGCAGCAGCAACAGGCGGCCCGCGGGCACACGCAAACGCUGUCCCGCCACCACGCGCACUCCCAGUCCGCCAAACACAACGCCAACAUCUCAGGCUAUGCAACGCUGCGGCGAGGACCACCUCCCGCACCGCCAAAACGGGACCAAAGUACCAAACUAACCGGCGAGUGGUAGAGGACAAAGAAAGACUUUGGAACUAUUUAUCGUCCCCCCACGGUGGAAUCAUCUUCCAUCUUGAGUCGUGUGACUUUCCCUAAUCUUCAAGACGCGGUCAGACCAAAAUCCAGCCAAAGUAGUGAUUUCAUUGGUCCAAUCAAAUCACACGUGUGGAAGGAAGAAGGCGGGUCACUUCUGACUGGAUCCCAAUGAACACAAACAGGAAGCAGAUUUGCGUUUGCUCGAUAUUGACUGACCCAAUACGCAUUAUCAUUCAAAUUAUUGUUUGUCUCAUUACCAAUAUAUGUUUAAAGUAUUCAGUCAAGAAACAUACAGUAUAUACACAAUUACAGUGUCUUUACUGUAUAUGUUUAUGUGUAUACGGGCAAACUCCUAAAACAGAAUCUUUUCACUAUUUGUUCAGCUUUGCAUUCAAAAUAGUAAAACUCGUUCGAUUAGAGAGGUUUUGAUUGUUAAAGAAACAUGAAAGCUGGUACCCAAAUGGAACCGCAGCAAUGAGGAAGGAUGUCGGGCGGUGUAACGAGUUGUGUUUAUAGUUAAUGUAUGUCGUGGACAGGGGAGAAGCGUGAGGGCCUUUUCAGUUCAAACCUUUAGUGUGUUUUUAUACAAGAUUAUUUAAUGCUGGAAGGAAGAUGUUAUCGCCACAAUAUUAUUUGAAGUUUUAAAGGAGGUGUCAAAAAGUUUGAUUUUGAUGUCAAAAGUAUUCAUCUUGCUUAAACUGUUCAAAUGAUAA